GAAAGGAAUCCUGUAAAAUAUACAAUUUGUACUAAUUAUGGACUCCUGCUUAUUGUGCUUAGAAUUUAAUAAAGGAUUACAAAAUUCCAUAGAAACAAACUCCACACGAUGGCAAGAACUCAACAUUACAAAACUGCUAGAGAAACAUUUCUGGCCAUUGAACACCAUGCAACCCAGAUCUUGGAUGUGUUUGUCUUGCUGGCAAAAGCUAGACGAUUUUAACAAAUUCUACUUGGGUAUAGAAGAGGCUCAUUUUAAUUUAGGAAAAAUUAAAGUUGAAGAAAAUCUAUUGCUGUCCAAAGAGGAAAUAUCAAGUCAAGAAAGUGAAAACUUUGCAUAUUGUUGUCUCGAGCCGGAAAUACUUAUGGAUCAGAAUGAACUAGGGGACUUAAUAGUUGACAAAGAAUCCAGCCUAAAGCGGAAUAGGAAAAAACCAAGUUUAGAUGAAAAUAGUAUCUUGAAAAAGGAUCCUUUAGCAAAAGUCACAAAGCCCAGAAAUGUAAAAAAAUUAAAAACAAUGACUUCAACAGAAACUAAUUUACCGGAACAGAACGAAGAUGAACCAAACAUUAAAUCAGAACCAGAUGAUUUUUCAAAUAGCGAUUGCUCUGAUAGUAUGAAUGAUGAUGAUGAAGAUAGCGAUGAUGAAGUAUAUAAAAAUUCCUCCGAUAGAGUAAAAAAAAAUAUAUUUCAUAAAAAGGAAAAUGAUCAAUUUAUAGUUGAACAUUUUAAACAAAUGUCCUGUGAUCUAUGUGAGGUUCCAUUUGAAAACUUCUCCGCCAUGCGAAAACACUUUGCAACAAUGCACGAUCAAAAAGGCUAUCUUGUUUGUUGCAACAGAAAAUUCUAUCAACGCACUCGUUUAGUUGAGCACCUGCAACUCCACUUAAAUCCUGAUCAAUUUAAGUGUAAUGAAUGUGGAAAAGUUCUGUCUUGUCCAAGAAAUUAUAAAAAUCACAUGCUGCGUUUACAUCGGCCAAGCGACGUGAAUUUAAAACAUUUCUGUGAGAUCUGUGACAAGUCUUUUACCCAAGAAUCCUUAUUGCGCAAGCAUAAAUUAAAACAUUUGCCCGAAGAAGAGAAAAAGUUCCCCUGUGCAGAAUGUGGAAAAUUUUACGCCAGUUCCUACCUCUUAAAUCAUCACACAAAAGCAGUUCAUUUAAAAAAAUUCGUUAAAAUCUGUUUCAUUUGCGGUAAAGCUAUAAGUACAACGGCCGAGUACAAAAUACAUAUGGACAAACAUGAGGGCAUACCACAGCCGAUCAUAAGUUGUGAUGUAUGUGGUUUACGUUUGACCAGCGACAGGGGUCUAAAGCGGCACAAAGAAAACCAACAUCCGGUGGGUGGCAAACAAGAACAUCAUUGUCCUAUAUGUCCCAAAAUUUCACCCACUCUUAAGGCUCUGCGCAAACAUAUCAAUACAAUGCAUAAAAAGGGUAUCGAACACAAGUGCACCAUAUGUGGAAAGGCUUUUAAAAGGGCUGAAGUUCUGAGGGAGCAUAUGGCUUCACAUACCGGCACUCCUCUAUAUACAUGUCCCUGGUGCCCGAAGACGUUUAAUUCAAAUGGUAAUAUGCAUGCUCAUCGCAAAAAAGUACAUCCUAAAGAAUGGGAGGAAUCCAAACUUCAAAAAUAUUCGGGUACCUCUCAGCUGAAUUGAACGAUUAUUCUGGAAACGUUUAUUAA
Messenger RNA from Calliphora vicina (urban bluebottle blowfly), 1686 nucleotides. Its product is annotated as transcription factor grauzone-like. Gene Ontology annotation, molecular function: zinc ion binding; RNA polymerase II transcription regulatory region sequence-specific DNA binding; DNA-binding transcription factor activity, RNA polymerase II-specific. Bases 38 to 1660 code for a protein of 540 amino acids. Gene Ontology annotation, biological process: regulation of transcription by RNA polymerase II. The transcript is spliced from 4 exons. Gene Ontology annotation, cellular component: nucleus. The record is from RefSeq and is a predicted model, not a curated record. NCBI's taxonomy places the organism in Eukaryota, Metazoa, Arthropoda, Insecta, Diptera, Calliphoridae.